Opisthorchis viverrini is the source of this 1395-nucleotide messenger RNA. RefSeq lists its product as hypothetical. Gene Ontology annotation, molecular function: transcription coregulator activity. The coding region runs from base 46 to 1242 and encodes 398 amino acids. NCBI's taxonomy places the organism in Eukaryota, Metazoa, Platyhelminthes, Trematoda, Opisthorchiida, Opisthorchiidae. The record is from RefSeq and is a predicted model, not a curated record. Gene Ontology annotation, cellular component: mediator complex. Gene Ontology annotation, biological process: regulation of transcription by RNA polymerase II; tail-anchored membrane protein insertion into ER membrane. The transcript is spliced from 5 exons.
CUGUGACCCCGUCUGGGAAACCGGGGUGAUUUUUUCUUUAGCCGAAUGGCUGAUCGAUUGACGGAACUGCAGGACGCAAUUAACUUGCAGGCAGAAAACUUGUGCAACGCAAUCGGAGUUAUUCAACAGGUAGCCCAACCGAGCUUUUUCUCCGACUUUAAUUGGAGUUCGCGUGCAUCCAAGCCAGAGUAUCAAGCUUUUCUCCAGGGUCAACCCCCAGACGAUAUCGGCCGUAACUUUGCUGUUGUCAUCGCAGCCACAGCUCGUCAACUGGACGCCUUGAUUGGCUCUCUUCCGGAAGAAGAGGCCAGUUCCGAGAUCCAGCGUGCUGCAUUCCAACGUUUGGUGGAAGAUUAUCGCACAGAGGGCUGGAAACUUACCCGAGUAACUGAACGUCUCGAAUCUCGACUGACGGAGGUGCGCCUAUUCCUCACUGCCAUAGCUCAAACACAGUUGACCACGCAAUCUCUGGAAACUGAGAAGAAAACCAAAUCCCCUGAGGGCGCCAUUUCAGCUCCGGUGCUAAGGUCUAUCGCGAAUUCUAUGGAAACUAAACAACCUCCGAGUGUGCCGGAAGAGGUCGACUUCUCAGACUGGAAUCCGCCCGCGACGGAAGGCCAGUGGUUUCCUCACCUUGCGCUCACUCUCACCGUGAUUGUCUUUUUCCGCCUAAUCAGAGCGUUUGGUGUCGUGAAUUGGUGUCACAAAUGGCUUGUUUUCCUGUCCAAUAUAGCAACGACAGCUGGACGUGCACGUCGUACCGAACGAUUCAAGUUGGCUGCCGAAUUGACGGAGUUACGAGCAACUUUAAAAACUAUCAAAAUGGGGGAGCAGUUUGCCCAAUAUUCCCGCUGUGAGAGGCGGAUAAAGGCGCUGGAACGCCAACUAUCUCAAACGCGGCCGGAGACACUAAGCGGUUCAUUCAUUCGGGCUAUGGUCAUCAACGUACUUCUCUACGUCUUGGAGGGCAUUCUUAUUGUCUGGCUCAUUGCACGGGCUCCUUCCAAAACUAUCAGUGAACGAAGUCUAGAGGAUGCUGAACUGCGUGAUUCCUACUUCCUACCCUUUUUGUACGGUCUCCAGUACGUCCCCUCGAAGAUCCUCUCACUUGUUUGGAUUUGUUUGUGCCACAGUGUGGCUAGACCGGUCGCUACCCAGCUGCAGUCGCUCAUAUCCCAGUCAACUUGGUCGGUUACACUGGACAAUGGUGCUCUGGGAGAACAGUACCCCGACUCGUUGUAAAUACCAAACUCAAACAUUUUGACAGAAUGUCAUACUACAUUUGUUGGGUUUUGUACCUCGAUGGAUGAUCCAUUUCAAUGACAUUUCCUGGUUUUGUGCUGUCUCAGUUGUGACAUGUUUUUGUGACAAUAAAUUUCAUGUGCUUCACGUCUG